This is a messenger RNA of Lasiosphaeria miniovina, 1010 nucleotides long. RefSeq lists its product as uncharacterized. The transcript has 2 exons. NCBI's taxonomy places the organism in Eukaryota, Fungi, Ascomycota, Sordariomycetes, Sordariales, Lasiosphaeriaceae. The record is from RefSeq and is a predicted model, not a curated record. The coding region runs from base 1 to 906 and encodes 301 amino acids.
AUGUAUAACAGUAAUUACUCUUCGAGAAUCGACUCUAAGAUCGGUCGUGAAGACAUUGGUCAGUUCGAUCCACAGGAGGACUCAGAUGACUCGCACGCUCUCCUGGACUUCUUUCACAAAAAGCUUCGAUGGGCUCGUGUCAUCGGAAGCCUUGGACCCAACAAUACCAACUGGUACGGAACCUGUAUCAUCAUCUGGAACGGCGUAGACCUCAAUAUCAAACGGCAUCUGCGUGAGCCGGAAGAAAAAGAGGGCCUGGAAGGCUGCAUGAAAGUCAUCACAAAGGCCAACCGAACCAUCAUUGGCCGAGGCUUCCUCAAAAUCUUGGAGCACAAAGUUGAGAGCAGACAAGGCAGAAUAUGCGGCGUGACCAAGAAAGACUUGACGCUGACAGAGUGGCCGACGUUCAGUUUUUACUUGCCUGGAGAAGAUCCUCAGGGAAACUUCAUCCCCACAAAAUUUGCCAAGCCUGGAUGGGUAGUCGAUAGCGACCUUGCUCCCAAGCUCUUGCUCGGAAACGACUUCCUUAACCCACACGGAGCAAACGUCGACUACACCUUCGAAAAGGCUACCUUGUGUCACCUCGACGACUUCUCCAUCGAUUUCCAGACCCAGACCCGGAGCAGACCGUGUGUGAGGAAGGUCACUUCGCAAAAGAAGAUCGUGUUGCUGUCCGGACAAACAGCACACAUCCCAGCCAACUACAAACCUUUGCCGAACGACAGAAGCUUUCAAUUCAACGCGAAACACCCAGCCGCAAUGAACUCGGUACUCGAAGCAAAGACUCCUCGAGUCGUGGUGGUCCAAAACGCCACCCCUGGUAUCCUCACCAUCUCCAGGAACUCGACGUACACGGCAGAAGAAUGGGGCAGGGUCUUGACGAGACAAUUUUUGCUAUCCGACUAGGGACUACCCAAGGGAAUCAUAUCCGACCGCGACAGGAAGUUUACUUCAGAUUUCUAGAAAGGAAUGUGGAAAGGUCUCGGCACGAAGCUCUUGAUGACAACCGC